Pundamilia nyererei is the source of this 3830-nucleotide messenger RNA. RefSeq names its product tumor protein p53 inducible protein 13 (gene tp53i13). The record is from RefSeq and is a predicted model, not a curated record. Gene Ontology annotation, cellular component: cytoplasm. Bases 373 to 2172 code for a protein of 599 amino acids. NCBI's taxonomy places the organism in Eukaryota, Metazoa, Chordata, Actinopteri, Cichliformes, Cichlidae. The transcript has 9 exons.
GAAAUUUAUCCGGAAGAAGUUACGGCGUGUAGCUGUAUCUUAGGUUGUAUACCAAACUCUGGCGAAGGAUAGAAAUACGCUUUCUUUUAUUUACGUUUUUUGUGUUUUAAAUCACGAGUUUGUCAGUCUAGUUUAACUUCAUAAUGUAGAGGAGCUAGCUAACGCUCGUUUGCUAGCGGAAAGCCGGCACAGAGGGACGGUUACUUUGUUGACCCUCAUCCGUACUUCUUACCGCUCUUUGGUCAUGUUUCUGUACCCAACACAUUUUCUGUUUUGGGGCAUUUUAAAGGGUCACUUCUUCGGCCACUCUGUACGUGGAGGACCUACGGUGCGCUAUGACUUCUAGCUAAACUCGACUGACUGGUCGUCGUCAUGCCGAGAGAAGCGACGUCCGCUCCGCUGACGGUGACUGUGCUGGCAGUGCUGUGGGUCAGUGUGGGUCGGUGCCAUGUCUUCGGAUCUCUGGGGCAAGGAUGUGAUAAUGGAAAGCUCUCUUUGGAGAGGGACCUGCCUGCGGAUGCUGUUUAUUGGGACUGUGCUGCGUCUGCAUGGCCAGAGUUUACUCAGAGACUUCCGAGUAUUGACACAGCGUACAAUCCUGAGCCAGCUAGGCAGAUAUGCAUGGAUAAAUCCAUCUCCUACUAUCACCGCAUUCCCAACAGUGGAGCAUACAGACCAAUAGGAGCAGAGAGCGGAGAGUACUUGUACUGUCCUCCUCAGCGGUGGCUCAAUAACUUGCAGCGUGGAGCGGCGGUUUUGCUCUACCAUCCGUGUGCACCACCUCGCGAGCGUCAGAUCCUGUCCGACUUGGCUCGCUCCUGUCUGCAGUCCUACAUCAUGACCCCACACCCACAGCUCAAUAAACACAUGCCUGUAGCUUUUGUGUCCUGGGGUCGCACCUUGGAGCUGUCCACCGCCGCGUCUUUAGACCUCUGUGAUUGGCUGGAGGUCAAUCACAGAGGUCAGACUUCAAGAAAAGAGUCUGAUGGUGUGACGCAGAUGAGGAAGUAUGCCCUGCUGCUGACCUGGUCAGCAGAGCGCAUUCAGCUAGAACAAACAACAAAAAUGAAGGAUUCCCUGAGGCAGUGUUGUGAGCGGACCAUCUAUUCUCUGUUAAGCGGAGCUACAGAGGCUGAGCUAGAGCACAGCGUGAAGACCGAACGCUCAAAACAAACAAAAGUGGGAAGCAAAACCAGGCAGAUGAGAGCUGCCCUGAAAGUUGUUGACAGCAAUGAGAGCAAUAACACUAUGGCAAAUGUCUCCAGAACUGUUCCUCAGCGGUCAGGAGAUGGUCAGAAUAACAGCAGCACGUUUGGAUCAUCAGCAGAUCAGAGGAAACCCUUUGAUCUUUCUAGCUCCAGAGAAGCUCUUCAGGUUCCAACUCAAGCCUCUAAACCCAGGCUCACAGCUCCCUUGGCCUUAAAUAUCUCUGAGACAGAAGCUCAGAAAGGCCUCAGAAAACUGAACCACUCUCCUAUUUCUGCACAUGGUGUGAGCAGUAAACGCACCUUUACCGACAGGCCUGAAGCCCUGAUUCUCAAGGAAACAGACUCUAUUAAACACAAUACCAAAGUGGACAAGUCUAAAGAGAAAAUCUUCGACUCAUCCGACGGCAACAUGGAGGAUAAUGAAGUGGUAGAUGUAAAGGAGAGAGAGCUGGAGCAUACGCAGAUCCAAUGCGCCCCAGGAUCUCACCAAAAAAGUGAAAGCACUGGCUCCGACUCUGUGCCUAAACCCCAGUCAGAGGCUCAGGCACAACAGCAUCCACAGACAGCCAGCCACAGCCAGCCUAUCAGCCGUGACUGCAACAGCUGCGCACCAGGUGAACACUGUGCCUGUGUCAAGGCCUCGGGAUCAGAGGCCCAAGCUGCUGCUGCUGCUGUUGUAUAUAGAGAGCUGCAAAGGACCCCGAGGACGGACGAAGCGGCGUGGGCAGCAGCGGCACUAGGCUUCCUGCUGGUUCUCCUGACUCUGUCAGUGCUUCACACUCGCCUGUACCGCCACUGGAGGAUCACGCCGAGCCUUUACUGGCACAACCCAAGCGACGACUACGACAGCGUUGCAGAUGUGAUCCGCAGAAGGUUGCGAAUUGCAAAGAGAAGGCGGAAAAGGGGCAGAAGGCAAGAAUGCGUUCUCCUGCCGAGCUCCUCCAGCUCAGAUGAAUGUCUGUAGAACUGAAAGAAACACCCCCAACACUGUUUGGGAAGAGGGGACCUGAAGGAAAAGAAAAAGGGUGUGUUAUGUAUGUUGGACUCGUCUUACAUGUAGCUGUCUUACACCUACGGUGUGCAGUUUAUCUGAGAGAACCUAAAUGUUGUAAAUUACACACACUAUAACAGCCCUACAACCACAAUGAACAGGCUCAUAGGAAUUUGACAGAGGACCCACCAUGUCAUAUUUUUAACAUGUGAAUAUUUUUUUAAUUGAAAGGACAAAAAUGUUUUAUCCAAAAGAACGGUUAACUUAUAACCAGCCAUUCCCCAAAUAGUUCCCGAAACUCUUAAGCUUUAAAAAUGUUUUCAUAAUUAGUUUUACAGAAAUGUUUUUUAACUGUAAAGGUUUGAUAUGCGAAAUGUAAGUUGCUGUUGUAAGCAACGCUAUGUUUGUGUUGUCAUACAAACAUGUGAAUAGCUGCAUUCUGGAGAUGUGAUUGUGUGAUUUGUAAAGAGUGAGUCUACAGGUACUUUGAUUAAAAUUAAAACUGUAAAGUUAGAACAUCCAGAUCAGUAAUGGAUGUGUGUGGGGGGGGGAAACAAAAUGAUCCGGUCUUUUUGAAGGAGGAGGAGAAGAGAACGUGAGUUGAACUGUGAUGAUCCAGAGCACAAUGGAAGGCAGAGUGAAAAGUUUUUGCUGAAUGAUCUCAAAUGUACUUUUGCAGUAAGAAAAAGAAAUGCAGGCAAACCCUGGACAAUUAAAUUGUUUUAUUAUUUUAUUACAAAUGUACAGCUUAUGAGUUUCCAUUACGAUUGACCUUUUUAAGUCGUUGUUUUCCCUACUUUACAGUUCUUAAUUGUCUUCUGUUAAAAGAUAACUCUCCCAUCUCCCAAACUGUCGAGCUGUGAAGACACACAGGAAUGCGACAGCACAGGCUACAGUGCACUGUCACGGCUGAGAAUCUGAUGUGUGUGUGUGCAUGCGUGUGUGUGUGUGUGUUAAAGUCUGGCUGAAGAGUCAAUGUUUGUACCUGUGCAUGGCUUGGUCCAACCGAUAAGGGUGAGUGUCUGAUGUUGUCUAUGUGCUAAAUUCUGAACAGAAUGAAGGCAUAUAAAGUCUGCAAAGUGUGACAAAACUGACACAAGCAUUAAACAUUCACACUAGAGGCACCCUAUGUAGUGUCCACUAACUCAGAGGAGGACUGGGCCAUGUGCGUUUUUAAGACCCCCCCCCCCCCUCCUCGUGAUCUUUUGAGAUGACUGUAGUGUUAAGCCCAAGUGUGCUUCAGACCAUACCCCACCCAUAUUUCCAUAUGCCAACUCCAAUCCUGCACCCAAUGUACUUGAGCUAAGACCUUUGGGAGAGUGCAGUAAAUACUGCAGAUCCUACGUCAUCCAGCAGGUGUUUUGAAAAAUAGUGCAACUAAGAUCAAAGGAGACACGUUGUCAUUCCCAUCUUCCCAUGGAUACGAGCAGGAUCGUUAAUAUGUACAAUAUGACUACAUAGUAACACCACACCGUAACCUCAAAACAUUAGAACAACUGCAAGUACAUCAGGUGCCGAGACUUAAGAGGUGAGCAAGGACUUGGUGAACAGAGGUCAUGGCCUGAAGCCCAUUUAGGCCAACAAAUAUAUAAAUAUCUCACAAACAAAAACUACAGCUUAAUAUAAAAUAU